UUUCCAUUUUCAUCACCAAUUCAUCCCCUUAUCCACGUUUAUCAUCCGUCCCUCCUCAACGGCGAGAAUCGAUGGCAAUGGAUAUCCUGCGUUCACAAGUCUCCGCCAUCCCAUUUUUUGACGCUGCCGCCACUCGCCGUCGUCGCUCUGCCACAUUCAGCUUCAGCGUAAGGGCAACCCUUCCUCUCCCGCACCAAAAUGCUAAGUACUACAAAGAACUUGAAGCUGCUGUUGACGUAGUCCAGAAGGCUUGCAAUUUCACUCUCCAUGUGCAAUCAUCUUUGUUCUCAACUGAUGGGAAGGUUAUUGAGAAAAAUGACCAGACUCCGGUGACUGUUGCAGAUUUUGGAGUUCAGGCUCUCAUAAGUUUGGAGUUAGAUAAGUUGUUCCCUUCUAUACCUUUGGUGGCCGAGGAGGACUCUGCUUUCUUGCGAUCAAGAAAUUUAGCAGGUACCGUGUUUGAUGCAAUAACUGCUACAGAUAGCUCCACCUGUAAAUCAUUGACACAAGAUGAUGUACUAGAAGCAAUUGAUAGAGGAAGCAAGGAAGCUUUUAUAUUUGGACCAAAGCCAGCCACAUAUUGGCUGCUUGACCCAAUUGAUGGCACGCGUGGUUUUCUAAAGGCUGGCAAAGCCUUUUAUGUGGUUGGUUUGGCUCUGGUGGUUGAGGGAGAGGUUGUCAUUGGUGUUAUGGGCUGUCCUACCUGGAAGGAAGAUUUAUCUGAGAAAUCCUCUGCUGAGAUUGACGAGGAGUGGGAUUCUCUUAAUGGAUCAGGAACUGUAAUGAUUGCCCAUAAAGGCUGUGGAACAUGGAGGAAAAGUUUGAAUAGCCAACUGAAAUCACCUGAUGUGUGGACCAGAUGUUUUGUUGAUGGGUCUGAUGUAAUACAUAAAGCACGCUUUUGUAUUUCAGACAGUGAAAAAUGGGAAGCACUGCCACUGUCUCCUUUAUUUAAGGCAGCAAGCGAUGCUGAUAACGUAGGCAGCAACCAAAUCCAUCUUUUGCGGGCAUGUUGUGGAAGCUUAUGCAAGUAUUUGAUGGUGGCCUCUGGCAGAGCAUCUAUUUUCAUUCUUCGAGCAAAGCAGAAGCCCGUUAUAAUGGCCUGGGAUCAUGCAGCUGGCAUUAUAUGCGUUCACGAAGCAGGGGGAAAGGUAACAGACUGGAACGGCAGUGAAAUAGAUCUGGCAGCGGAUCGUGAUGGCCGGCGGAUUAUAUAUCCUUCCGACGGUAUCCUUGUCACCAACGGCCAUAUACAUAACCAGGUUUUGCAGAUUAUCUAUCAGACUGCAGGAGUUUGAUGUUUGGGGAAUUGUUCAUCCCAAUUAUUUCUGAAAUGAUUUAUAUGAAAAUUGUACGUGUACUGAUGUUGUUAGAAUUUUUUACAUUGAUUUUUCGUAAAGCUGUGAUAAAUUUAUUCAUUUUUACAAUAAUUAUUUUA
Molecule: messenger RNA, 1438 nt
Organism: Vigna umbellata (rice bean)
Lineage: Eukaryota; Viridiplantae; Streptophyta; Magnoliopsida; Fabales; Fabaceae
Product: Inositol monophosphatase family protein
Biological process (GO): sulfate assimilation
Molecular function (GO): 3'(2'),5'-bisphosphate nucleotidase activity
Source: RefSeq, a predicted model, not a curated record